Messenger RNA from Lactuca sativa (garden lettuce), 1649 nucleotides. Its product is annotated as pectinesterase 2. NCBI's taxonomy places the organism in Eukaryota, Viridiplantae, Streptophyta, Magnoliopsida, Asterales, Asteraceae. Gene Ontology annotation, biological process: cell wall modification. The record is from RefSeq and is a predicted model, not a curated record. Gene Ontology annotation, molecular function: pectinesterase activity; enzyme inhibitor activity.
UCUCCCUAACCAAAAUAACUUGUUCAUUCUUCAUUUUCUACGAUGAAAACCUUUCUGUUUUUAGCAACUGUUGUUGUGGGCGUCUUUGUUUCAGGGGUGUAUAGCUACACAAAGUCUGAAGUUACAUCAUGGUGUAACGAGACACCCCACCCACAACCGUGUGAACAUUUCUUGGGCACAAACUCAAACUAUGGUUCCAUCAAACAAAAACCAGACUUUCUAAAAGCUUUAUUGAAAGUCACAUUAGAUCGAGCAAAAUAUGCAGGGUCGCAUACUUUGACUCUCGGCCCUAAAUGUCGUAACAAUCGUGAGAAGGCUGCAUGGUCUGACUGCCUUGAGCUCUACGAAUACACCAUCUCGAAGAUCAACAAGACUGUUGAUCCUUACCAAAAGUGUAACAAAGUCGACAUCCAGACAUGGUUAAGCACAGCUCUCACUAAUAUAGAAACGUGCAAAGCUGGAUUCGAAGAGCUUGGUGUUAGUGACUAUGUGUGGCCAUUGAUGAACAAUAACGUAUCGGCUUUGAUUAGCAACACGUUGGCCAUGAACAAAGGAGGGAAUACUUACAGUGCUCCAAAAGUAGGGUUUCCAACUUGGGUGAAGCCUGGUGAUCGGAAGUUGUUGCAAACGUCAACACCUAAGGCUAACAUGGUGGUGGCUCAAGACGGUUCUGGUAACUACAAGACCAUCCGUGACGCCAUAGCUGCUGUGCCAAAGAGGUCGGGGAAUGGAAGGUAUGUGAUACAUGUGAAGGCAGGUGUUUAUAAAGAGAAUAUCGAAAUCGGUUCAAAAUUGAAGAACAUAAUGAUUUUUGGAGAUGGUAUUGGUAAAACUAUCAUAACAGGAAGCAAAAGUGUUGGAGGAGGCACCACCACCUUCAAAUCAGCCACUCUUGCGGUGGUUGGAGAUGGGUUUAUUGGUCGGGGCUUCACCAUAAGAAACACCGCCGGCCCACAAAACCACCAAGCCGUGGCGAUGCGAAGCGGUUCUGAUCUUUCAGUGUUUUACCAGUGCAGCUUUGAAGGGUAUCAAGACACAUUAUACACCCACUCAGAUCGACAAUUCUAUAGAGAAUGUGACAUUUAUGGCACAGUUGAUUUCAUUUUUGGCAAUGCCGCCGUGGUUUUCCAAAAUUGCAACAUUUACGCCCGUAAACCACCAAACAAGACCAACACGUUGACUGCUCAGGGCAGGACUGAUGAAAACCAAAACACCGGAAUUUCAAUCCAAAACUGUCGUAUCACGGCGGCUCCCGACCUGAAAGGUGUGUCCGGUGUUAAGACGUACCUGGGUAGACCAUGGAAGCAAUACUCGAGGACGGUUUUUCUCAAGUCAAACCUUGAUAGCUUGAUUGACCCCGCCGGAUGGAUGCCAUGGAGCGGGAAUUUUGCACUUAGUACGUUGUAUUAUGGCGAGUAUAUGAACACCGGGCCUGGUUCCUCCACCGCUAAAAGGGUGAAUUGGAAAGGUUACCAUGUCAUCACCAGUAGCUCUGAGGCGGCGAAGUUCACCGUUGGGAAUUUCAUUGCCGGAGGUUCUUGGUUGCCGGCAACCAACGUGCCAUUUACUUCCAGUCUGUAAUUCAAUUGUUUAUAUGUUGUAAUUUUUUUCUCAUUUUAUUUCUAUCAAAUUUCUUGGAUUAUUGAAUC